Messenger RNA from Pteronotus mesoamericanus, 2162 nucleotides. RefSeq names its product solute carrier family 18 member B1 (gene SLC18B1). NCBI's taxonomy places the organism in Eukaryota, Metazoa, Chordata, Mammalia, Chiroptera, Mormoopidae. The transcript has 14 exons. The record is from RefSeq and is a predicted model, not a curated record. Bases 185 to 1564 code for a protein of 459 amino acids. Gene Ontology annotation, biological process: transmembrane transport. Gene Ontology annotation, molecular function: transmembrane transporter activity.
GCCGGCUUUCAAGGCUGCUAGGAGCCGUGGGCAGAGCGCUGCGAGUGGGCGAUCGGGAUGCUAGGUCUCGGCCGGGCAGUCUCCGCCUGCUUCGCUGGUCUUCCGCUGUCCUCGCGUCGGAGUUGCAGUCCCAGCGAGCAGUCAACGACCCAGGAGCUGCGGCCCCGGAAUUCGCGCGCUGCACAUGGAUGAGCCCCGGGACUCCGAGGCCGCAAGUGCCCCAGGAGGUGAUGGCCCCGCAGAAAGUGCAAGAGAGACACCCAACCGGCAUUCGAGAGAACAGCUUUUUGUACUGAUAUCCGCAGCUUCCAUUAACUUAGGCUCUAUGAUGUUUUAUUCUAUCCUUGGACCCUUUUUCCCCAAGGAGGCUGAAAAGAAAGGAGCCAGCAAUACAGUUAUUGGUAUGAUCUUUGGAUGUUAUGCUUUGUUUGAACUGCUAGCCUCUUUGAUAUUUGGAAAAUAUCUUGUACAUAUUGGAGCAAAAUUUAUGUUUGUAGCAGGAAUGUUUGUCUCAGGAGGAGUUACAGUUCUCUUUGGUGUAUUAGACCAAGCUCCAGAAGGACCAAUAUUUAUUGCUCUGUGUUUUCUAGUAAGAAUAACAGAUGCAAUAAGCUUUGCUGCAGCAGUAACUGCAUCUUCUUCUAUCCUUACAAAGACUUUCCCAAAUAAUAUAGCUACAGUAAUGGGAAGUCUUGAGAUUUUUUCUGGACUGGGACUAGUGUUAGGGCCUCCAUUAGGUGGCUUCUUGUAUCAGUCCUUUGGCUAUGAGGUGCCUUUUAUUUUUCUGGGAUGCAUAAUUUUGCUGAUGGUGCCACUCAACAUGUACAUUUUACCUAAUUAUGUGGCUGAUCCAGGUGAACACUCAUUCUGGAAACUCAUCAGUUUACCCAAGGUGGCCCUCAUAUCCUUCAUGAUCAACUCAUCCAGCGCAGGUUUUGGCUUCCUUGAUCCUACUCUGUCUCUGUUUGUUAUGAAGAAGUUUAGUUUACCAGCUGGAUAUGUGGGAUUGGUAUUCCUGGGUUUGGCACUAUCCUACACCAUUUCUUCACCGCUCUUUGGUCUACUAAGCGAUAAAAUGCCACAUCUAAGGAAAUGGAUUCUGGUUUCUGGAAACUUAAUCACAGCAGGGUGCUACAUGCUGUUAGGACCUGUCCCAAUCUUGCACAUUAAAAGUCAGCUGUGGCUCCUGGUGCUGGUAUUGGUCAUAAUUGGCAUCUCGGCUGGAAUGAGUAUAAUUCCAGCUUUCCCGGAGAUCCUCAAUUGUGCCUACGAAAAUGGGUUUGAAGAAGGCCUGAGUACACUGGCGCUCGUGUCAGGCUUCUUCGGUGCCAUGUGGUCAGUUGGUGCCUUUGUAGGACCAACACUAGGUGGAUUCCUCUAUGAGAAAAUUGGUUUCGAAUGGGCUGCAGCUGUGCAAGGUCUGUGGGCUCUGACAAGUGGAUUAGUGAUGGGCUGGUUUUAUCUGUUGGAGUACUCAAGAAGAAGAAGAAGAUCAAAACUUCAAAAUAUCCUUGGUACAGAGGAAGAAAGAAGCACUCUUUUGCCUGAUGAAAACCAGCCUUGAGAAUCUCAGAUGGACACAAGGUUGGCAAAUGGAUGCUUCUGGCCUUGAACGUUAAAGUUGGAAAGUCUGAAAAGUUUUCUUAAUUUUACGCACAGAACUCUUUGAAUACCACACUAGCAUGCUGGAAGUGAACACGUGUUUUUGGAAGAUGACCCAUGAUGGGCUACAAGUUACUGUUGUCCUUCAAAGCUGGCCUGCAGAACCAGCCCCAUUUCAAGCAUUAUGUAUGAAAAGACUAGUUGAAAAUCAACAAAACUUUGAGUUUUUAAGGGACCAAAUUUAGGCUCAAAGAUGUUUUUUGACCCUAGGUCUCCUGUUUUCCUCUGUUUACUUUUUAUUCUAAAUGCACUGAUUCUGUGAAUGUACCUUUUUGUAUUACAAGGAAACAAAUGAAUGAUGUGCUUAAGGGAAAGAGUUGACAUGCUUAAAGAUAGUAUAAAUAGCUCAACAUAUGUAAAAUAAUUACUAUGAAGUCAGUUUUUAAAAGAUAGGCUUUAUCUGUGUCCUGAGAUUUUUGUCCUUGUUCAAAGGCAAAGUUCCUGCCUACCAUGCAAAAGACACUAACAUUCCCUGGCCCUUAGCUCUUGUAAAAAUUUUG